AUGGAAUCUCGGUUUGAGAAAGAUGCCCCGGCGACAGCUGAGCCUUCAGCCACCAUCAAUGCACCAACAGCCUUGACCACUAAACCUACCGCGUCGAGCACUGGCUCUUCACUCACAAACGGUCAGUGCGAUAUAGGACGUACAACCUAUACGUACAUACAUACAUGCAUACAUAAAUACUGGAGUGCAACGGCAACGGCAAGAUUUGCCUUGGGUCCGGGUUCGGUAACCGCUGCUCGAGAGAAGGCUGGUGUAGUAGCUCGACCGACCACUGCGAAACCGGCUAUCAGUCCUCAUUUGACACCUGAAUUACUGCCGCUAACAACAUCUCUACCGAUGCUCAAUACGGAAGCAAUGGAAAGACCUGCAAGGGCUCUGGUUUCGGUGGCUGUUGUUCAACAAAGCGGGUCUUGUGGCGUCGCUGCUGCCCACUGCGACGCGCAACGGGGUCGUCAAGCAGCGUUUUGUGACUGCUCCGCAGGCUCUUUAGUUCAUAAGCAAGUUGGGUGUUUUUAUCUACUGUUAAUUAUAGUAAACCCUGUAACGUUUUGA
This is a messenger RNA of Bipolaris sorokiniana ND90Pr, 552 nucleotides long. RefSeq lists its product as uncharacterized. Lineage: Eukaryota; Fungi; Ascomycota; Dothideomycetes; Pleosporales; Pleosporaceae. Bases 1 to 552 code for a protein of 183 amino acids. The record is from RefSeq and is a predicted model, not a curated record. The transcript is spliced from 2 exons.